This is a messenger RNA of Saccostrea cuccullata (small rock oyster), 2580 nucleotides long. RefSeq lists its product as uncharacterized. NCBI's taxonomy places the organism in Eukaryota, Metazoa, Mollusca, Bivalvia, Ostreida, Ostreidae. The record is from RefSeq and is a predicted model, not a curated record. Bases 534 to 2144 code for a protein of 536 amino acids. The transcript has 2 exons.
GGAAUUUUCCCCUUCUAAUUAUAGUCAUUAAAGCAACAGGAACUAUAAUGUUAAAAUGUCGUCCUACAAAUGGCUGGACAUGGGUAUACAGCAUUUAUCAGAGUCUGUGUUUAUGAAACUGAAUCACAAACUGGGGUCCUCAGAGACGGUGAUCAUGAGGAGACAGAUGGGGGAGUUCACGGAAAUUAUGAUGAAUCUAGUAAUUAAUAAAAGAAAAGAAUACAGGAUGAUGACUAGUGGCAGUUGCAGAGAAGGAUUCAGACUAGAGAAGUCAGAUAUGGACGCAAUGUUUUGGCCACAUGACCACUAUGUAGUCUGGGACCAGGUUCGGAAUUAUGACUUAAGUAGAAAAACACUGAUUCUCUGUGAUUGUUCUGAAAGCCCACCAGGAUUUGUUUUACUUGAAUUACUGACACCAACGCACAUUCAAAGUGUACAGAAUGCAUGUGUGAGAAUAAAUGACAGAUUCUAUAUAUCCAGUUCCAUAUACAGACAAAUAACAUGUUCAACAGUUUUGCCUAAUUUAAAGGAACAUGGUCCGUGUGGUAGUGGUGUUUACGCGGUUAGUAGAGUUUGACGCUGCCCUAUGUUUUGUCAGUGAUAUUUGGCCUCCUCCUGCCUCCAAAUGGAUAGACAGAUGUCACUCAUGGCCUCCGUCUUUUAUUCUUAAUGACAUAGUCGGAAGUGGAUGCCACUUUGUAGCAAUAGGACACAAACUCGGAAAACACGCAGACAAAGAAUGGAGAAUUUCCUUCUCUUUAGCAGAACAAAAACUUGCCUACUCAUUGAACCACUGCCAAUUCUUAACCUACGGCCUGCUAAAACUGUUUUUAAAAGAGUCUAUCAAUGAAGAAUUAAGUGAAGGAGAUAAAUUACUGUGUUCAUAUCACAUGAAGACAGCAGUUUUCUGGGUGAUUCAACAAAACACAAUACCUCGAUGGCAUCCACAAAAUCUUCUUCAGUGUUUCUGGGUCUGUUUUAAACUUAUCCUUAAAUGGGUGUAUGAGGGGGUAUGUCCAAACUUCUUUAUUCCAGAAAACAACAUGUUUCUGAGUAAUACUCAUGGUGAAGCACAAAACAAAUUAUUCAUUAGACUUCAUAAAUUGUAUGAGAAGGGUAUAGCAUCACUGCUUCAUUGUCCAUCUAUCAGGUCUAAUUGUGUAAUCACUGUCCUUCAAAAUCCCAGACAAUCUAUUGAUACAGAUAAACACAGGUUGAUCUCCAAGGUUUUGUUUGAAAAAGAGCUACUUAAUGAAUUGUAUUCAUAUAGAAUACCAACACCAGACCUACACACCUGUAUGAGGUUCCUCAAUGCUGUAGAUAAGGUGAUAGUUUUACCCCUGACUCAGUGCCAGGUUCUCCUAUUAAAGAGGGUUACAGCCAUUGUACUCCCGAACACUGCUUUUAUAUUAUACAAGCCUCCAAUCGUUUUUGCACCAUUUGAGGUAAGUACUAGCUCAGUUGUAAACAAGCAGGUGUAUAUAGCUAAUAAAACACCCAGUUAUAUGCUGAAAUUGGCAGCCAAGUUUGGGUGUAUUUCUGAUAUGUUGUUUAUUGCAAUGUUUUACUACAAUACACUUAGAUACAAAGAAGCUAUAUCAGUUCUAGAAAUGACAAAGGUGAAGUUAGCACAGCCAUACGUAAUGUAUAUCCACCAUUCAUCUUACAAUGCAGUAUGGUACAUGUUUCAUCAGUCCUUGGGGGGACAGUCCUGGUCUACAAAUAUGAGACAUGAUGUGACAUGUGAUAAUGAACUUGAUAAUCAUGUCUGUUACAUCAAUGAAUUAGUGCCAGAACAACAGUCUGGAUUACAGUGUGGAUCCCCUGGAUUAAUUAUCCCAUCCUAUGUUUUCAUACACAUGUUAGAGGUCUUGUGUUACAGACAUGUAGACCCAGUGAGAACACAAUCAGCUCUUAAUGACCUACAGGACCUGGUCCAACAUGAUCAGGGGGAGUAUAUAGAUAUACGUUUCAGAGACAUCUCCUGGCAGAUUCUGGGGAUCUGUCAACAGGUGACAGGGAACCAUCAAGCUGCUCUGUACUCCUAUCAACAAUCUCUCAGACAAAUACCAUACCACAACAUCCAAACUGCUACAUUGAUGAGAAUACAAGAAAUCAUGGCACUCAUGAACAGAAAUCAAUAAUAAUAAAUCAAGAUUGUUACCUGUCAGAAUUCAGCAAUUCAGAGAAAAAAAUCUGAGUCAUUCCCUAUCCCCCUUAGAAUUUUCCUUUUUUUUUUUUAAAUUAUUUUACACCUAAGGAUAAUUCUGCAUAUCCCUGCGCAGUCUGCAGGAUAUGGGCCCUUAUCGCAGUGCAAUUAUCAUAGAACCUUUCAUUGCGAAAUAGCACCUUAUUUUGCUUGACAGAGUUAUCCAAUCAAAAUCCUUGAUUUUGUUGCGCAAUUUUUGUUAGCCUGGCAGUGCAUUGAAGAAAAAAACCCACCACCCACCCUUUUUCCUUUUUGGGGUUUUUGGUUUUAUAUUAUCUUGCAUUUUAGUCCAGAUUUGUAUUUUUCUAACUAACUUGUCAUAUGUUUCUUGAUUGGCGCAAUUGUUUGGACGCCUCAAAGGAUUUACUCAU